UAGCAACAAGAAUACACGUCUGUGUUGGAUAAAAAAAUUAAAGACCCGCAUAAGUGAAGUUCACAGUGAUAAUACUGUUCCUUAACUUUAAAAGAAAUCGUGUAAAAUAUUAUGUACCUAUGUUAAGUGAAGUGAAGUCAAACAAAAUUCAAAAUGGCGGACAGCGAUGGACCUGUCACAGUCAGUGACUUGCCGAUGACUUUUCAAGUAAAGUAUCUGGGACAAAGCGACGCGCGUGGGUUAUGGGGCAUCAAGCACACGCGGAAACCCGUCGAUCUCAUGGUUGCGGCAGCCAAGGCACUACCUCCAGGUCAAAUCCUGCCUAUAGUGAAAUUAACAAUAACAGUCGACGGUGUUCACCUUGAGACCCACCACCAAGGACCACAUAAGGACGAGUUCGAGCACAUGGCCGUGUUCUUCAAUAUCCAGUCCAUCUCCUACGGAGUCCAGGAUCUGGUGUACACCAGGGUGUUCUCUAUGAUCAUUGUGAAGGAUAAUGCUGAUGUCAAAGGCUUGAAUCCAUUUGAGUGUCACGCUUUCGUUUGUGAAUCCAGGAAUGCUGCGAGGCGCCUAACUUACUCCUUGGCAGCCGCGUUCCAAGACUACUCGAGGAGGGUGAAAGAAAUACAGGCGAAUCCAGAAUCGGACGAACGACCACCAACUCUAAAGAAGAGAUUCGCCAUCGACCUUCGAACACCAGAAGAAAUAGAAGCAGAAUUAGAAACUGAAGCAUAACUCCUGUUUAAAUAUACCAUGUAGUGGGGUACUAUACCAUCUGGGGCCGUAACAAAUUCGUUAGAUGGGGUCCCAGGACAUUCGUCAUGUAGAUUUUUUUAAAUGUUUGGUUAUUUUUGAGCUCAAGGUCUCUCUCGGGCCCCGUCGAGCCAGUCGCCUGUGGCAUUUUGCCAGUACUGCCACCCCUAUAGUUACACAACACACUACAAAAAUUAAAUUAUUGGAAGUUAUUGGUUACACUUAGAAGAUAUAUCUAAAACUUAUUUAAUUAAUAAAACAUUAUUUUUUAAUUAUACCUACAAGUAUUAUAAGAAAACUUUAAGAAAAACUUACACAACAGAAAAAAUAAAUGGUGCAAAGUUUACGUCCAAAGAUAAAUCAUUCCAUUAUUUAUAAAUAAGAUAAAUUAAUGUAUUUUGAUAGUUUAUUAGGUAUACCUAACUUUAUGAAAUACUAGCGGACGCCCGCGACUUUGUCCGCGUGAAAGUCGUUGUAAACUUUCAACUACCCCUAUCCUACCACUACCCUACCCCUACCCUACCCUACCCCUGCCUACCCCUACCCUACCCCUACCUUUCCCCUACCCUACCCCUACCCUACUCAUUAAGGCUGCACUUCUUUAUUUAUUCCCCCCCCCGCGAGUCGCGUCGAGCGCGGCAACCUUUACACAAAAAUAAUCCAUUUAGCAUGAAUUAGUAUUCACACGCAAUGGUUUAGCGUAUUUCUUGUAUAACUUUGAUGUUUCUUUACCGAUUUUUAUGAUUCUUUUUUUAUUGAAUAGGUAAUAAUGUUAACUUUUUUAGUUAGGGAUGAGUGAUGAGUGUUAUAAACAUAAGAGUAGACAAAUAUAAUUAGAAAGCUCCGAAAUGCUAAGUUAUCGGGAGUUACACGUGUUAUUGUGAGUCAACCAUAAAAGAUAGACAUAUAUAUGCUGUUGUGUUUUUAUAGAUCAUUUUAAGGAGAACAUUUCCGUCAUACAUGAUUUCUAUCUAACUUUAACCAUUAAGGCUGUACACGCGACGGAAGCUUAAAAAAUUGAGUAACUUCUCCCGUUUUCUCAACAUUUCUCUUCACUGCUCUGCUCCUAUUGAUUGUAGCGUAAUGAAAAGUAUACUAUAACCUGCCCAGGAGUAUGUAGAAUAAUUGUACCAAGUUUCGUUAAAAUCCGUCGAGUAGUUUUUGUUUCUAUAAAGAACAUACAGACAGACAGACAGACAGACAGACAGACAGACAGACAGACAGACAGACAGACAGACAGACAAAAAUUUUACUGAUUGCAUUUUUGGCAUCAGUAUCGAUCACUAAUCACCCCCUGAUAGUUAUUUUGGAAAUAUAUUUCAUGUACAGAAUUGACCUCUCUACAGAUUUAUUAUAAGUAUAGAUAGUACAUACAUUUUAAGUUAAUCUUAAAUUAAGUGCGUUAAAUAGUAUUUUGUUAUAAUACAUAUUAUAACAUAGAAACUAUACUAGAAGACAAAACAAAGUGCUAGUAAGCGCAGUGUCGGUCGACCCUCCACCAGAUGGACUGACGACAUCAAGCGAGUCGCAGGGAUUCGCUGGAUGCAGGUGGCUCAGUAUGUAUGUAUGAUGUUUGGAAGUCCCUACAAAAGGCCUAUAUCCUGCAGUGGACGUCCAUCGGCUGAUAUGAUGAUGAUGAUGAUGAUGACUAGAGGACGACGACUUCGUCCGCCUGAAAUUAAAUAAUGUAAAAUGACUGACCCAACUUCUUUGCUGUAAACAAUUGAUCAUGAUUACGCCAGAGGGGUUAGUUAAAUAUUUGUAUAAAAUGAAAAGCACUUGAAAUGAACGAAAUAGUUUUCUUUUUAUUACAAUUAAAUAAUUCACACCAAACUGAUGAUAAGCAAUUACAUUACCUAGUAUAGCUUACACCAACGAUCCUGGCAUGUGGAGCUAUACUUUUACAAUAUGAGUUUUAAAGUACCUAACAUACGAGUACAUAACUAAUAUCACAAAAUAAUGCAAUUUUCUUACACAUGUCAAAAGCUUUGGUUUCAAGUAUAUUUAAUAUAUCUUUUAUAAGUUGUUUAUCUAUAUUAAGGUGAUCAUUUGUGAUUUUAGAUUUAGUCAUUUUACUUAUUUAUUAAAAUUAUAUAUUAUUAUUUAAGAAGGUUUGAUGUAAAUAAUAAUAAUUCCAAAAAAUAAAAUCUUUAUUAAG
Molecule: messenger RNA, 2911 nt
Organism: Bicyclus anynana (squinting bush brown)
Lineage: Eukaryota; Metazoa; Arthropoda; Insecta; Lepidoptera; Nymphalidae
Exons: 5
Coding region: 154-735 (193 amino acids)
Source: RefSeq, a predicted model, not a curated record